This is a messenger RNA of Ciona intestinalis (vase tunicate), 501 nucleotides long. NCBI's taxonomy places the organism in Eukaryota, Metazoa, Chordata, Ascidiacea, Phlebobranchia, Cionidae. The record is from RefSeq and is a predicted model, not a curated record.
AACACUUGAAUUUGUUUGCUUUUCGCGGCUUCGUGUCACUGUGUGUGAAGAGACGAGAAAUAGCUUGGUCGACUUUGCUUCUCAACGAUGGUUUAGUGGUUCUCACCACGAGACAGAUCACAAGUUACAAGUCAAAUGAGCUACGUCAGUGCGAAUCCCCUACACCGAUCCUCUGUCUGUUCAUCCGCAUGGACGAGCGGAAGUAAAGAAGUGAAAAGAAGAAUAUAUUUCAAGCAAAAUAUUCCAUUCAAUGUUUCCAAGAGUUUGGUGCGGUGCUCUACCCCUACCUUGCGGAGAGUUUUCUGCGCUUGGACGAACGUAAGCGUCAAGAAUACAAGCAGUGGAUGUUGGAGUCGGGAAUUCCCCUUCACUGAACAUAUUAAGCGUGAUGACGUCAUCGAUGACGUCAUGGUUAAUGAUGUCACAGAUGAUUCACAAGAUAAAACAAUCUUACCUAAUACAUCACAACCACCACACGAUUGUAGUUUCACUUCGUUUUAA